Molecule: messenger RNA, 996 nt
Organism: Tetrahymena thermophila SB210
Lineage: Eukaryota; Ciliophora; Oligohymenophorea; Hymenostomatida; Tetrahymenidae
Product: transmembrane protein, putative
Exons: 1
Source: RefSeq, a predicted model, not a curated record
AUGUUUUAAAGUUAAAUAAAAGCACUAAAUAUUUUUACUAAAAAUAAAAUUUUCAGGCAGUUUUCAUAGUUAGAAAUUGAUAAUUUAUUAGCUUAACAAAUCAAAUAUACAAUCUAUGCUUUUAUUUAUGCAUUAUAUGCUGAUCAUUUUAUUUAGAUUUCAGAAGAAUCCUAAAUCUGUCAUGUUGAUGGUAAAUUCUUCAUCAAGUUUGUCCAAAUUGGCUCUUUAUUGACUACUUUUUUAUAUACGGGCUUCUUAAAGAAUCGCAAAAACUUAAGGGAUAAAGAUUUUAUUUUCUUAUACUUGUUUAACAUAUUAUUUUUUACAGUUGUGCUAAUUUACGUGCUUUAUUCAAGCGCCUUUUAUAAAAAAGAGUGCAGUACUUUACCUCUUUUUAAGGUAUCUUUACUCUUUAUGUGCAUAAAAAAAGAAUUCGAGCUUGCUAUUUUAGUCUUUACAAGAUCUUUAAUGUGGCUUAGACAAGUAAAUAUAUGCUCUAAUAUUUUAACUGUAGUAAUUAUCUAAGUUAGUUUUACAAAUGCUUAAAAUUGUAGUCCUUAGGCAACCUCUCUUUGCGAAUUUUUAAAUAUCAUUAAUACAUCUUGUUUAUUUACAUAUACCUUUAUUAAUCUAUUAGUAUCUGAUAAAAACUAAUAUAUACAAACUACUAUCCUAAAAAUAGCAACUGGAUUGUUAAUACCAGUUUUUAUUUAUGCUUAUAUCAUGAUAGUUCGCUUUUAAUUUAUAGGCCAAGUUAAUUUGAUUCCAGAUUGCAUACCUUAUCAUUUCAUUUUGAAUGUUAACCUCUUUAUAAUUCCUUUAGAUAUUCUAGGAAUGUUUGUGCUUUAGUACAUACUAUGCAAAUAAUAGGAUUAGUAACCUCAUCUGCCAAUCCCAGAGAAUGACUCACUCAUAAAUAAUAAUUAAAUUGAAAGGGAAGGUCUUGAUUAAUUUGAUAAAAUGCAUUAUAAUGAUGAUGAUGACCUAUAAGUUUGA